GUGACUUCAUACUUGUCUCUGAAUCAAACUCUGACCUGUUUUCAGAGGACUCGCUGCCGUCCUGUGUGUGCGACAUAAAAUAAACUCUUUUCUUCACCUCCUGUCAUCCAGCCGUCUCCAGCAGCCGCCACCAUGCACGACACUGCAGAGGCCCACUCCCACACUCUCACCACCAACCGCAACUGCACCAUAGAGAUCACCAAUGUCAGCAAGAGCUUCUGUCUCACCAACCCAAAGGUGCACAUGGAAAGUGGCUUCGUCUACAACCCCCCGCAGCCAACCCUGCGCCCCACUAUGACCGAGGUGUGCUCUUUCAUCAAGGACGACAACACGGCAUCAGGUGCUGUGGGCGUCAUGACCUACGAGCUGUUCCACAUGCAGAGCCGCCAGUGCAGCGAGUUGAUCGCCAUCAUGUUCUCGGUGCCAUUUGACUACAACUUCUACAAGAACUGGCUGGGGCUGGGCAUCUUUGAGCACACGAAACCCUGCGAUGACAAGCUGUUCGAUCUCAUGUACAAUGACAAGGAAUGCGUCAACUUUCAGCGGCAUGAGGCCAACGGCUCAGGGGUGGUGUUUAAGGGGAAGUUUUUGGAAGUGAGGGGCUGCAUGUCCGAUGAGGGCAAGGCCAUAAUUAAGCUGGAGCUGUAUGACAAGAUGCCCCAUUGAGCCUGGAAUGAAUGCUUUGGUGUAAAAUAAAAAAAAGAUGCAUAGUCCUAAAAACCUACAUACAACAUGUCUGUCAUACGUGUCAUGUACGGGUGCUUUAAAUAAACAAUAAACAAUCUCACACA
Messenger RNA from Epinephelus lanceolatus (giant grouper), 791 nucleotides. RefSeq names its product DELTA-thalatoxin-Avl1a-like. Lineage: Eukaryota; Metazoa; Chordata; Actinopteri; Perciformes; Serranidae. Gene Ontology annotation, cellular component: pore complex. The record is from RefSeq and is a predicted model, not a curated record. Gene Ontology annotation, biological process: pore complex assembly; cytolysis in another organism; monoatomic cation transport. Gene Ontology annotation, molecular function: channel activity.